Oreochromis niloticus (Nile tilapia) is the source of this 2319-nucleotide messenger RNA. Its product is annotated as zinc finger BED domain-containing protein 1-like. The transcript is spliced from 2 exons. Bases 55 to 2025 code for a protein of 656 amino acids. Gene Ontology annotation, molecular function: protein dimerization activity; DNA binding. Lineage: Eukaryota; Metazoa; Chordata; Actinopteri; Cichliformes; Cichlidae. The record is from RefSeq and is a predicted model, not a curated record.
UAUAAAGUUCGGCAACGAUAGGAAAAUGAAAUAUCGCGAUAGAAUGUGGGCAAAAUGCGCAUGCGCAGUGCCUAUGUUUACAUACGCUCAUACGCACAUGGUAGAAAAAGUAUGGCGGCAAUGGAGGAUGACACGGACGAAAGCGCAUCUUUGAAUGAAGCAGGUGAACCAGAACUGGUCAGUAAAAACGGUGCAACUUCGGUGGUGUGGAAGUGGUUUGGUUUUCGUCCAUCGGAUACCCACCAAAGCAGAAUUUUUUGUAGAACGUGCAAGCGGGCCGUCUUGGCGAAGGGAGGAAACACAACAAACCUAUUUCAUCAUUUGAAGCAGAAGCACUUCUUGGAGUACAAAAAAGCUGUUAAAGCACGUGAAGAGUUGUCCGCUUCAACUAGCGAGGUGGUGAGACCAAAGAAGAUGACUCAACAAACAAUCGACGUAGCUUUAAAUAGCUGCACGCCUUAUGACAAAAGUAACAAACGCUGGGGGGAACUAACUAAUGCAGUGACACAUUGUUUAGCCAGGGAUAUGAUGCCUGUUCAGAGUGUGGAAAGAGAAGGUUUCAAAAAGAUGCUUAAAACGUUCGAGCCACGCUACAAGCUACCCACAAAGAAAUACUUCUCUAAAGUCGCCUUGCCUGCUUUAUAUGAAGAGAUCCGCACUGAGGUGUCAAAUGCGUUAUCUUCGGUGGAGUUUUUUGCGUCCACCACGGACAUGUGGUCAAGCCGAACAUCAGACCCCUACAUGAGCCUCACAAUACAUUACGUGGACAAAGACUGGAAGCUACAAAACAAGUGCCUCGAAACAAGUUUUUUCCCCGAGGACCAUACUGGGGAAAAUAUAGCCAGAGUCUUAAAAGAGUUCGUCAGCUCGUGGAAUCUUCAGGAGGAAAAACAAGUGUGUGUGACGACAGACAACGGGGCCAACAUUGUGAAAGCCGUCGCACUCAACAACUGGACCAGACUUUCAUGCUUCGGACAUCGCCUGCACAUUGCAAUAGAAAGAAGUGUGAAGGACCCAAGGAUCGAACGAGCAGUUGGAGUGGGAAAGAAGAUUGUUGCUGCUUUUGGCCACAGCUGGAAGCGCCAGCGAGCUCUGCAGGCUGCCCAAAAGGAACUGGGCCUACCAGAACACAAACUCAUAACUGAAUGUUGCACUCGUUGGGGUUCAAAGCAGAGAAUGAUCCAACGGCUGCUGGAACAAGAAAAAGCUAUAACACAGGUUUUAGCUGCUGAUAAAACCACAAGGCACCUCAUGUUGACAUGGCAAGACAUUGAAGUACUUGACUCGGUCAGCACUGCAUUGAGUCCACUCCUAGAGUUUACAGAUGCUUUCUCUGCUGAAGAGUAUGUAACCAUUUCAUGUGUUAAGCCUGUUCUUCAGAUGUUUAACAAUGACAUGUUAAAAGUAAAAGAAGGCGACACUGAACUGACCAAAGACAUCAAAACAGCAAUACUUGACUACAUGAACAAAAGCUACAAAGACAGUGUCACAGAGGGGCUUGUUAACAUGGCUUCUUUCCUUGAUCCACGGUUUCAUACAGAAUAUUUCAGUGAGAGUGAAAGUGAAGCCAUCAAAGUUCAAGUCAUGAGUGAACUAGAGCAUCUUGUCCCACACCAGGGUAGCACAGCCACAUGUUUUUCAGAAACACCUCAUACAUCUACUGGUGACCAAACAAGUCAGGGAGCUGUUAAAAAGCAAAAGAAGAGUCUCGGGAGUUUUUUGAAGGGACCAGUUAGUGGCAAGAUAGAGGUAACUGGAGAGAGGUUAUCAUCUGAACUGAGCAGUUAUGUGAAUAGUCCACCAGCAGACAGUGAGUGUGAUCCUCUUUCUUGGUGGAAAGUUCACACAGUAAACUUUCCCCACAUCAGCAGAUUAGCUAGGAAAUACCUCUGCAUUCCAGCAACUAGCUCUGCAUCUGAAAGGUUGUUCAGCACAGGUGGAAAUGUUGUAACUUGUCAAAGGUCCUCCCUUAAGCCCGCAUCUGUGAACAUGUUAGUGUUUCUGACAAAGAAUCUUAAAACUUGAAAUGUAAAAAAAACUUCCAGGAGCAGUAGCAUAAUUUAUCUAUGUUUUUGUUUGUUUUGUAUUUACUCAAGAGUUUGUGCAAUAUUAUUAUUUGACUUAUUGAUUUUGCACACUGCACUUUUGUUGCAAAGCACCUCCUAUGUUUUGUGGAUAUACAUGAUUAUGGAUAACCAUGUAUAUAACAGGAUAAUCACUGUUGAAUUUUGUGUGGCUGUAAUGCACGUUAAAAUAAACAGCUGCUUGUUUAAACAAAAAUAAAUUGAUGGGGUUUUUUUCCACUAAUAAAGUUGUAGA